AUGGACCCGGCCGAGGCAGUGCUGCAGGAAAAUGUGCUCAAGUUUAUGAAUUCCUCAGAGAGAGAAGACUGUAAUAAUGGCGAACCCCCUAGGAAGAUAAUACCAGAGAAGAAUUCACUUAGACAGACUUACAACAGCUGUGCCAGACUCUGCUUAAACCAAGAAACAGUAUGUCUAGCAAGCACUGCUAUGAAGACUGAAAAUUGUGUGGCCAAAACAAAACUUGCCAAUGGCAUUUCCAGUAUGAUUGUGCCCAAAACAAUGGAAACUCUUGCUAUAAGAAGGAAAAGGAACUGUGUGUCAAAUAUUUUGAGCAGUGGUCAGAAUCCGAUCAAGUGGAAUUUGAAGAACAUUUUAUAUCCCAAAUGGGUCAUUACCAACAUGGGCACAUAA
This is a messenger RNA of Pipistrellus nathusii (Nathusius's pipistrelle), 393 nucleotides long. NCBI's taxonomy places the organism in Eukaryota, Metazoa, Chordata, Mammalia, Chiroptera, Vespertilionidae. The record is from the annotation of a GenBank genome assembly.